AAACUGAACCGUUCGUAUUGUGAUGCUUUAGUCUGUAACUUUACGUCAAGCUAUCUUUAAUGGCUAAUGAUUAUGUUGGUAACCUACAACAAGCUAACGGGAAACUCCUAGUAUUUGUAAUCUACAGUUCACUUCCCAACUCAUGACACAGGUUAAUCGUUAUCUAUAAGGAUUGUGUCUUUUAUGCCAUGCCGGUGACUUGGAUAGCCUGAUGUUUCAGCACACGAUUGGGCGUAGGACCACAAAUUAACGCCAAGAGGUUUAGAGAUGUCGGAACCUAAAUCACCUACCCCUACCCCUGGCGACACGUACAAGGGUUGGCUCUUCAAAUGGACCAACUACAUAAAAGGUUACCAGCGGCGGUGGUUUGUUUUGAGUAAUGGCCUUCUGUCUUAUUACAGAACCCAGGCAGAGAUGGGACACACAUGUAGAGGGACCAUCAACUUGGCCACGGCCAACAUUGCUGUGGAGGACUCUUGUAACUUUGUAAUUUCGAAUGGCGGGGCCCAGACCUACCACCUGAAGGCCAGCUCGGAGGUGGAGCGGCAGCGCUGGAUCACCGCGCUGGAGCUGGCCAAGGCCAAAGCAGUCCACAUGCAGGCCGAGUCCGGUGAGAUUGCGGGGAAACCAUUGAAUAAUCCCUCGUACAUAAGGCUCUUGAUGAAUGAUUAUGCUCAUACUUUUUUUCCCACAGACGACUCUGGCGACGAAGGUCCCACAUCGCCGCCUACCUCCGCACCAAGCGGAAGCAGUCGAAAUAUGGAGGUCCAGUCGACUCUUCGCACACUGGGCUGUAAGGUGGAGGAUCUUUGCACCUGCAAUGACCUCAUCACCAAGCAUGGCACUGCUCUGCAAAGGUCCUUGUCAGAGCUGGAAGGGCUCAGCAUACAGGGGCCCAUGGGCGACAAAAUCAAACAGGUGACGGAGAGAGCCACGCUGUUCCGCAUCACCUCCAACGCCAUGAUCAACGCGUGUAGAGACUUCCUCGGCCUGGCCCAGACCCACAGCAAGCGCUGGCAGAAAGCCCUGCAGGCGGAGCGGGACCAGAGAGUACGUCUGGAGGAAACCCUGGAGCAGCUGGCUAAGCAGCACAACCACCUGGAGAGGGCCUUCAGAGGGGCCACAGUGCUGCCCUCUUCGCUCAGCAACUCAGCCAUGGACAACAAGGGGUCUAGCGACUCAGGAAAGGGGGACGCCAGUGAUGAGGAUGACGAGAACGAGUUCUUUGAUGCCAUGGAAGACCCUUCAGCCUUUAUCACUGUCCCCGCCGACCCUAAAUACCAUAGGAGGUCUGGCAGCAACGCUAGUGGGAUAAGUUGCAGUGACCUUGGAAUGGACGAUCAGUCGUUUGAUGAACAGUCUCUGACAUCCAAUCCCGAGUCUCCCCAAUCUCUGGAGUUGGAGCCAGUCAGACAGAGGCGGACCCGUGUUCCAGACAAGCCCAAUUACUCCCUCAACCUAUGGAGCAUCAUGAAGAACUGCAUUGGCAAAGAGCUGUCAAAGAUACCCAUGCCCGUCAACUUCAACGAGCCUCUGUCCAUGCUCCAACGCCUCUCGGAGGACCUGGAGUACUACGAGCUCCUCGACAAGGCGGCCAAAUGCCAGAGCUCCCUGGAGCAGCUGUGCUACGUGGCGGCCUUCACCGUCUCCUCGUACUCCACCACGGUGCACCGCACGGGGAAGCCCUUCAACCCCCUGCUGGGCGAGACGUACGAGCUGGACCGGCUCAAGGAGUGCGGCUACCGCUCCCUGUGUGAACAGGUGAGCCACCACCCCCCUGCCGCAGCCCACCAUGCUGUCUCAGAUCGGGGCUGGACCCUCAGACAGGAGAUCUCCCUGGCCAGCAAGUUCAGAGGGAAAUACCUCUCCAUCAUGCCUUUGGGGUCCAUCCAGUGCUUAUUUGAGAAGAGUAACAACCAUUACUCUUGGAAGAAGGUUACCACUACAGUGCAUAACAUCAUCGUGGGGAAACUGUGGAUUGACCAGUCCGGAGAGAUAGACGUGGUGAACCACCAGACAGGAGAUCGCUGCCACCUCAAGUUCGCCCCCUACAGCUACUUCUCCAGAGAUGUGGCCAGAAAGGUCACGGGUGUGGUGACAGACAAGGACGGUAAGGCCCACUUCGUUCUGUCCGGGACGUGGGACGAGAAGAUGGAGUUCUCCAGAGUGAUGCAGAGCAGCAAAGGAGAGAACGGCACGGAGGGCAAACAGAGGACCGUGUACCAGACGCUGAAGUCCAAAGAGAUCUGGAAGAAGAACCCUCUGCCGGAGGGAGCGGACACCAUGUACUACUUCUCCUGCCUGGCGCUGACCCUGAACGAGCCGGAGGAGGGCGUGGCGCCCACCGACAGCCGGCAGCGGCCCGACCAGCGGCUGAUGGAGGCGGGCCGCUGGGACGAGGCCAACGCCGAGAAGCAGCGGCUGGAGGAGAAGCAGCGCACGGUCCGCCGCGAGAGGGCGGCCGCCGUGGUCGCCGCCCCCCCCGAGGAGGGGGAGGGUGAGGGGGAGGCUGAGGCCGAGGCCGAGACAGAUGAAACUGGCACGGAAGCAAGUGAGAAUUCAAACGAAACAAACCCAGAGGAUUCUCCGCCUAACACGCCUCUUGCAUCUUAUCAAGGACCACACCCAUCCUAUCUAUCCGAAGGCUUGGAAGAUCCCUAUGGUGCGCCCAUCAAAUGUGCCCAGCACAUCGAUAACUAUGAAGCACUUUGGUUCAAGAAGAUAGACGACCCCGUCUCGGGAGAGAGCUUGCACGUCUACAAAGGAGGCUACUGGGACGCCAAGGAAGAAGGAUCCUGGGACAUGUGUCCUGACAUCUUCUGAUGGAGGAAGCUAACCACCCCUCUACUCCCUGCUGCGGAGCGGAUGCAGAUACAGUACACACACUAGAGGAGAGAGACAAAGAGGAUUAACCAGAUGAUAUGUACAGGGUCCCUCUGAGAAAAGCACAAUUACUUCCAUUUUCAUUUUCUAAAGCCCUGGUUUAUGAGAAUGAGGAAGUGAGAGGGUGGAAUAGAUUCUAAUGACCACACAUGAAAAGUUCUAGGUUGAAAAGUUCAAUACUGCCGUGUGAAAAUAAACAAUGGCCUCAAUACCUUUUUUUUUUUUUUUAUGAUAAAUGUACACACUUGUACUAGAUCAACAACCCAUCUCUAAUUGUUGUUUACAGUUUUUCAAAAUAUAAAGAAACUACCCUCUGAGUUUAACAUAGCAAUGGGGGAAAUCACCACCUACAUGAGAUUACUACCACUUGGAUAUUAGACUUAGAGUAGGGACAUCCUCUUCCUCUGCAAAACAAGACUCACUGUGGCAGUUAAGGCCCCGAAGUACAUCAAACAAAAUCUAAAUCUGCGUGUUCACAUAGGCUGUCGAUCACACAGAUUUCAGCAAGGUGCAAUAUAUUCAGUGGGUUUGACUAAUGCGCAUAUCACGGUAAGACGCAAUCAUUCAAGUGUCAUUGUCGACCAGUUGCAGGCAGUGGUGUGUGUCAGGGGCUUGUGGGGAAAAUGUUGACUAUUUGAGUACCCUGCACACGCCGAUUACGAAUUUGUUUGAAGUAUAUCAAAGCCUUAACACUUUUUUGCACAACUAUGUUUUUGACCUGCAUCUCUCUUGACUGUACACAAAUUCUAAUCGUCUGUUUGUAGUUUAACCUAUAGCAUUAUCCUAUAAGUCUCUGAGGGAAAAUGUAUAUGUUCAUGUAGAAGUGUGUGUGUGUGUGUUUUCAGGAGGGUAAAUAUUAGAUUUAAAAUAUAUUUGUUUUAAAUCUUCUAUUCUUAUUUUUCUUUCAGUUUACAUUUCACAUGUCCUUCCUGAAACCUAAUAUUAUUUAUUUAUAGAAGAAAAUUCAGAUUAUUAUAUUCUAUCCUAGUGAUGUAUACAUUUGAUUGGAAAUACUUUGUGUGGAGUGAUAGUUUUAACUGUGUGCUCCUUGUUUUCAAUCAAGUUUGAUCGAUGAUUGGAGAGCUGUUUUAUAUUAAAAGUGUACUUAAACACAAAUUUUGGAAAAAUAAGUUAUAGAAUGUUGGUGUGUGUGUGUGUGUGUGUGUGUGUGUGUGUGUGUGUGUGUGUGUGUGUGUGUGUGUGUGUGUGUGUGUGUGUGUGUGUGUGUGUGUGUGUGUGUGUGUGUGUGCGCGCAUUAACUACUAGCUGGGCUAGCUCUUUAUAAUGAAAGAUUGUCUUCAUUAGUAUAGUUGUGUGUCCCUUUCUGUAAAGCAUAAAGUGUGUUGAACACAAUCGAACAAUUAGUUGUAUUCAAUGUCCUACUCAUGUUUUUCCUUUUAAUUUUCUAUAUAAAUGAUCUUGUGUAGCAGUUAUUAGUCUUGCCGGGAAUUUGUGUCUUUUUUUUACUUUACUUUUACUUUUCCUUUACAGUCUUGCUCCUCUAUCAAUUUGUAUAUUCUGUAUGCAACAUCUGUUUUUGCUUCCCUACAUUUCUUAGUCCUAUUUUAUGUCACAAACACAAAAAUAUGAAAUAUCUUUACAAUCAUUGUAUCAUUGUACAAUCAUUUGUAAUUGGUAUUUUAUUACAGCAAAUCACAUUCAUUGUUUAUGUUUAAUUGAUUGUAUUGCACAAUCGUUGUAGAAUACUAAACAACAUAAGGAACACAUUGUGUGGGCUAAAUUGGCCAUAUACAACAACUGAAUAUUUUAUAUUUAGAUCUUGUAAAAUGGUUGUUUAUUUCCUAACCUACCGUUUGUAGGAACAAUGUUCAUGCCAUGUCUAUAGUAAAGGAUGCAUAUAGUAACAACAA
Messenger RNA from Gadus macrocephalus (Pacific cod), 4754 nucleotides. Its product is annotated as oxysterol-binding protein 1-like. The record is from RefSeq and is a predicted model, not a curated record. The coding region runs from base 268 to 2823 and encodes 851 amino acids. Gene Ontology annotation, molecular function: sterol binding. Lineage: Eukaryota; Metazoa; Chordata; Actinopteri; Gadiformes; Gadidae. The transcript has 19 exons. Gene Ontology annotation, cellular component: cytosol; membrane; intracellular membrane-bounded organelle.